GAGUAUCUCUCCUGAGGAACUUCCUUGAGUAAAAUAGGAGUAUCUCUCCUGAGGAACUUCCUUGAGUAAAAUACAGAGUAUCUCUCCUGAGGAACAUUGCUAGCUGUGAGACUAAAAGCCCACAAAAGCAUACAGGCACAGGAUCUAACAAAAUAAGAUGGCUCCAGGUGGCCCAGCUGAGAAGGCGGCAGAGGGCAAGCAGUCAUCCAAAGAAUCCUCCAUUCACAUUCCGAACCCUCACUUUGAGAAGAUGAAAGAGGAUAUCCUGUAUCACUUUGCUCUUGGGACGGGUACCCAUGAUUUCCCCGCCUUGUUUGGAGAUGUAAAGUUUGUAUGCAUCGGAGGGAGCCCUUUACGGAUGAAAGCUUUUAUCAGCUAUGUAGCGGAACAGCUGGAAAUCGGAAGCCCCAGUAAUGACUUCCCCAACAUCUGUGCGGCAACAGAUCGCUAUGCAAUGUACAAAGCUGGCCCUGUGCUGUCAGUCAGUCAUGGAAUAGGUAUGCCCUCCAUUGCUAUCAUGUUACACGAGCUAAUCAAACUGCUACAUCAUUCCAAGUGCUCCGAUGUCAUCAUCAUUCGUCUGGGCACAUCUGGUGGAAUAGGUUUGGAACCAGGCUCUGUAGUGGUCACCAGGCAGUCUGUAAAUGCCACCUUCAAACCUCAGUUAGAACAGGUUAUCCUGGGGAAGUCUGUAUUUCGCAGUACACACCUCGACGAGAAACUGGCUGAAGAGCUGAUGGAGUGUGGCAAGGAACUGGACCAGUUCAACACAGUCGUUGGGAACACAAUGUGUACCCUGGAUUUUUAUGAAGGUCAAGCUCGCCUCGAUGGUGCAAUCUGUUCAUACAGCAAUGAAGAGAAAAUGAAAUAUUUGAAGGCAGCUCAUGAGGCCGGGGUAAAAAAUAUAGAGAUGGAAUCUUCUAUUGUGGCAGCCAUGUGCCAUCUUACUGGCAUCAAAGGUGCUGUGGUAUGUGUCACACUCCUGAACCGUCUACAAGGGGACCAGAUUACCAGUUCUCCCGAAGUUCUGGCAGAAUUUGAAUCGAGGCCACAAAAAUUGGUGGUGUAUUUUAUAAAAAAGCGUUUGAAGAAAAAAUGAUACCUCUGCUUCAACUUGUUACUGUGAUUAAAAGCUCCAUGUUUCUUCAUGGAUGAAUUAAUGGUGAAAAUGUGCUUCAUAAUUGCUUACUCCUCACCUGACAGCAUUACAGUUAAUCCUUCAGAGUGCUGUAUGUUCCAAGGCAUAAUAUGAGUGAUGGUUAAUUAAAUUCUAGCUUAUUUGCCUCAUUUUCCAUUGUAUCUUAGGAAAUAGGUCCAACGUUAAAAGGAAAACUUGUAAUAUGUAAAAAAAGUGUGCGUAUCAAUCAAUAUAGAUGCGUUCAUAGUGGUGCGAAGCUGAAUAAACCCCCUCAGAAAUGAUUUAGGACACUGAAUCUUGGCUGGUGGAGGUCUAUUCCAAUCACAGACUUCUCUAUUACAGGAUUUGAACUUUCCCCAAAAGAAAGUCAUCUGGUUUAUAAAAAAAUGGUAAUUAUUUUGUUAUUCCUAAAGGAUAUACAUUCCAUCAAAGCAAUUGCAUAUUUCUGCAUUUUUUUCUGGCUAAUUCGCAAGAAUCUAGUCCAUUUCUAAUUGAUUUCAUUUUAAAAUUUUAUAUGUUACAUACUGUCGCAAGAAGUGAGAAGUAAGUAUUUAUUGGAAGCGCUUAAUUUUAAUCAUCUUCUCAAGAACUAGCAAUAAGGCUCUGGAGCAGCUAUUAGCAUUUACAGCCAUGACGGAUUUGGUGACUUGAACUUAUCAUAGAGGGAAGAGCCAUGUUAUGGUGCUUAAUUUUUGAGAUCUGAUGAGAUUGGGCUAGCAAUUCACUUCCAGGCCAUGAAAAGCUUCACCUGUCCAUUUCCUGCUUUAAGGGACAGGAUGUUUCCACUCCAGAAAAAGCCCAAAGAGACAGCAUCAGUAGCACUGGCCGCUGUACAUCAGCCUGGAUUCAAGCCAUGGUAACUGCUGGGGAAUUUCUAUGUCCCCUAUUCUAAAAGACCUAUGUAUGAGCAUUUAUUGGAGUUAACCUGACACA
Eublepharis macularius is the source of this 2071-nucleotide messenger RNA. Its product is annotated as uridine phosphorylase 1-like. The record is from RefSeq and is a predicted model, not a curated record. Lineage: Eukaryota; Metazoa; Chordata; Lepidosauria; Squamata; Eublepharidae. Bases 158 to 1099 code for a protein of 313 amino acids. The transcript has 8 exons. Gene Ontology annotation, molecular function: uridine phosphorylase activity. Gene Ontology annotation, cellular component: cytoplasm; cytosol. Gene Ontology annotation, biological process: uridine catabolic process; nucleotide catabolic process.